AUGAAUCAGGCGGGGGAUAUUACAAAAGCUGUAUCCGAUGCCUAUAUCGUUCCAUGCGAUACGGCGCUGGAGUGCUCAAACGGCGCUGCUCAGGCUGUUGUACGAGCUGGAGGCAGCUAUGUUAUGGAUACACUUCAAGUACUCGCCUUAGAAUCUGAUUAUCUUUAUCAUGGUCAAAUGGUAGCUCUUCAUGCUGGCAGUAAUUUGGACACCUGGUAUGUUCUCUUGGUCUGUCUGACUCGAAAGUCUGCUGCCGGUUUGACUGAAUGCUACAGGAAAGGUUUUGAGGCUGCUGUUCAACGAAAAUUGGCUGCUGUAGCUUUAACUGGUUUUGGAACAGGAAGGUUGGGAGGGACAGCUAAAGAUUCUGCCCGAGCUGCUUUUUCAGCGAUAUUUGAAUCUGGUCUAAAUUUUGAUGCAGUAAAGUCUAUUAGAAUAAUUGAUUCGAAUGCCGAAGUUGUUGAGGCUUUUCAACAGUGUUUUAGCGAGGGAAUCAACAAUAUGGCAGAUGUUAUUGUGUUUUCUAAUAACGAAAACUCUUCUGAGCAUUUUGGCACUAAAGGUGACGAAGAUGUGAGAAAGUCAAUGGAACGAUUUAUCAAAGUUAUACCUUCACCGUCAAAUAACGCAUUUGUGUGUAAUGGAAGUUAUAAGGGUAACAUGGAUGCAGAUGAUGUUUGUGCAAUAUGUUACGAUAAACUGUUUCGGAAUGACGAGGACGACGUUGUCGUACAAUUGAAAAAGUGUUGUCAUGCAUUUCACAGAUCGUGUUUAGAGGAAGCAUUUUGUCGUCUACAAGAACGUUGUCCAAUUUGUAAAAGAUGGUAUAAUGUUCCAAAAGGUAAUCAACCAGCAGAAUCUACCAUGACUGUUACAAAACAUGCUGGUCAAGUAUCUGGAUUUCCGGAUGCCGAUGGUUACUAUUGUAUUGAAUACAUUUUACCUGGUGGUGUACAAACUUAUGAACAUCCACGACCUGGCCUUCGAUAUUCGGGAGUACGUCGUUAUGCUUAUCUACCAAGUACCAGCGAAGGAAAAAAAAUAUUGGAAUUAUUCAAAUUGGCAUUUUCAAGUCGGUUAAUGUUUACUGUUGGUGAUUGUGAAACAGGCAGACGAAAUGUUGUUAUUUUUAAUGGAAUUCAUAAUAAGACAAGUUUAAGUGGUGGACCAGAAAAAUACGGAUUUCCAGAUCCUCAAUAUUUUGAUAGAGUAAAGCGUGAAUUGGCUGCAGUUGGUAUUACAGAACAGUUACUGGAAACGUCGACUGACUGGUAG
Messenger RNA from Enterobius vermicularis (human pinworm), 1275 nucleotides. Lineage: Eukaryota; Metazoa; Nematoda; Chromadorea; Rhabditida; Oxyuridae. The record is from the annotation of a GenBank genome assembly.